CGCUAAUGUUGUUGUGUUAUGCAUGCACCGUGGUUUGUUGACCAUGCUUGAAUAGCAGUUUGGCUUUGCUACAUAGGAAUGCCGCCCCUCUACGAAAGACCAGGGGCUCAUAUUUGAAUUCUCACUGAAACUCAACACACCGAAACAGCUCCUUCAACAUGUUUAGAGUGUAGGUGGGACGUGGGCGACAGCAUACUACAAGUAGGCGCGGUAAAGAUAGACUUUAAUCGUGCACGGUACAUACUACUAGCUACGCUACUUGUGUUUGACCAUGGUCAACAUUGGCAUGGAAGAUAGUUGUUUCAGGGAUAUGCAUCAAUUUAGAAGGGGUAGUCUUGACCGUGAAGUUGGUCGGUCUUCCCGUGGAGAUCUCAAAGGAAUUCGGCACCUGAUAUGGCUUACUCGAUUGCUAAUCGUAAUCAUGCUACUUGUGUGUUCAGCUCUUGUUAUGUUGGUUUACACGCUCCACUACUCAGUGUCGAAUCAGCACCCACCCCCCCAAGACAAUCACAUGGGAGACAGCACUCAGAAACAGCUACAACUGAAAGCCAAUUCUAAUGCCUUUUUGACAGCGCCAGAUACUCACCACACAAACUCCUUUGCACCCAUUGAGUGGGAGCGUAACCGUGGGAAUGCUCACCUCGGUACUUUCACGUCUAACGGCACAGACCUCAUUGUGCCCAGAGAUGGCACCUACAGGAUUUACCUGCAGAUUACCUACAUGGGUCCCAAGAAUGUGCCAGUAGGAGCGCUCGCGAAUGUGGCCAGCCUGGAAUUUUAUCUUCAUAAAUUUGGAUUGGGCUACAAAAAGGACAUUCGUCUGCUGAGCUUUUAUGACACAGUAGACUUGAAUUCGUUGAUUCGGAAAUCCCUAAACACGGCAGCAACAUUUGAUCUAAAGUUCAAUGACCGGCUCAAAGUUAAAACAAAUAAACCUGAACUCAUGGUACUAAGUGAGGACACAACAUUUUUUGGGGCAGAUCUUAUUAGCUGAUAUUGUAAAGGCAUCACUCAGCACAUUCACCACUCACUUUGACUGCAAAAUUGAGCCUUUUGCAUACCCUACAGUCAAGGCAUUCUAGACGUUUAAUUGGCUUUAUUGCUCAACUGUAUAUUUUAAUGGAGAGACAAUUGAGUCAUAGUGUCACAGGCACUGCGCUGUUAGUAGGUAUCCAACUACAGACUGGGGUUGACAGCAUUUUAGUUACUGUAGUAAUGGUUGGGCGUGGGUUUAGGCAGUUCACCCCUGUUACACUGCCGUUGCAAUGUGAAAACCGAGCUGCAGUAGAAGAAUCUCUUUUGGCUUUAAAUCUUGAUUGUACCCAAAACAAUGAUGUACUUUAGAUGACAAUGUUGCUAAGGCAACUGUUUUGAGCAAUCUGUUUUCAGUCCAUGUGGCAACUCACGUUUGCAUAAAAGGAAUAGGCUCUUGCCAUCACUCUGAGAUGUCUGAGCAAACAUAGGAUAUAAGACUCACUGUCUAUUGAAUCAAACAAAGGGUAACCCAAACCUCAAAAUAAGUUGUCCCAGAGGCUUGUACUAAAAUCUCAUUCAUGCCCUUUUAAAUAGAAAGUGUGAUACUGUGGCUUGUUAGUAGAAGAUGACUUUGAACUCAAAAUGCAAUGAUCAACUAACUUUUAUAGUCAUCUUUUUAGAAUGGCUUGCUUCCUGUUUACACAAACAAAGGGUAGGCUAAUCUGUCAUUCAUAUUAUUUCAUACUGUUGGAUCACUAUGAUCAGAUGAGGGAAGCUAUGUUUGCAAUUGGAUUGUUCAGUAUACUUUGUGUAAAAUAAAA
Osmerus eperlanus (European smelt) is the source of this 1796-nucleotide messenger RNA. RefSeq lists its product as uncharacterized. The record is from RefSeq and is a predicted model, not a curated record. Bases 272 to 994 code for a protein of 240 amino acids. Gene Ontology annotation, molecular function: tumor necrosis factor receptor binding. The transcript has 5 exons. Lineage: Eukaryota; Metazoa; Chordata; Actinopteri; Osmeriformes; Osmeridae. Gene Ontology annotation, cellular component: membrane. Gene Ontology annotation, biological process: immune response.